GGUGCUAAAACAGGAAGAAGAGCUGCAGCCCUUGCUGCCACUCCUGCUCCUGCUCUAGAAGAAGAAGAACUUACUUCUGUGCCAUCGACUAAGAAAAAUUCUGAUGGUCCGCCAGAUAGACCGACCAAAGCCGUCUCAGGCUGGGGGGAAGAGGCCCCAGCAAGAAAACCCCGAACUCGACAACUUGGUGAAGGAUUCGAAACUUUAGAGGAUUUGCAAAAGCCAGACUCUCAAAGACCUGCCCCCAGAACAAAACAAUCUUUUUUCGAUGAGGAUGAUGAUGACGAUGACAACAUCUUCCGUGAAAGGCUGAAACAGGGUAGCCCGGACAGGGACAGUGAUUCUGACAAUGACAUUCCAGUCAUCCCAGAACUGGAGGAACAGACAGAAGAGGACUUGACCUCAAAAGUUGCAUCAGCUCCCAACGUUGCUGUUAACCGAGUGGCAACCUACAGAGAGCUAGACAAUGAUCUUCUCAAACAGGCUGCUUUCCUUACUCUGGACAAUGAGGUUGAUCUCAAACUACUGACCAAGACUCUGUCUCCUUUGGAUGACCUGAUUGAGGAUGACAAGCCUUGGGACUGGGACCGACUCUUCACAGAAGUCUCAUCAGAAUUGAGGACAGAAUGGGAGAAAACAAGACCGGGUGAAGAGGAAGUGGAAGCUGAACAAUAGGAAUGUUUCGUUUUGGUUUUUUUUUAGAAACUGUUCUAUUUAAAGGGAAAUGUGAGGGUUUACAUUCCAUCGAAACAAAUUUCCCUAUAAUUUCAGGUCAUCAGUGUCCGUCCACUUGAUCAUGUUUAAAGCGUAUCACUUUUGUAUAUGUCGGUUGUGAUUUCUUGUUUGUGCUUAAUGUGUAAAUAAAUCAUUUCUUACUUUA
Messenger RNA from Aplysia californica (California sea hare), 880 nucleotides. RefSeq names its product intraflagellar transport protein 43 homolog A. Gene Ontology annotation, biological process: intraciliary retrograde transport. The record is from RefSeq and is a predicted model, not a curated record. NCBI's taxonomy places the organism in Eukaryota, Metazoa, Mollusca, Gastropoda, Aplysiida, Aplysiidae. Gene Ontology annotation, cellular component: intraciliary transport particle A; cilium.